Molecule: messenger RNA, 2099 nt
Organism: Salvia hispanica
Lineage: Eukaryota; Viridiplantae; Streptophyta; Magnoliopsida; Lamiales; Lamiaceae
Product: transmembrane 9 superfamily member 7-like
Biological process (GO): protein localization to membrane
Cellular component (GO): membrane
Source: RefSeq, a predicted model, not a curated record
CUCACUUUAUUUCUCCCAUUUUCUCACCCUUUUCUUCCAUCAAUGGCAGAAAUCUCGUGGAAGAUGACCACCUCUCUCUGGUUGGCGCUGCUCCUCCUCACCACCGCGUCGCCGGCCACCGGAUUUUAUCUCCCCGGCGUCGCGCCACAGGAUUUUCAAAAGGGUGAAAUUCUUGAGGUGAAAGUGAACAAACUAACCUCAACAAGGACUCAGCUCCCUUAUGACUACUACUCCUUGAGUUAUUGCAAGCCUCCUCAGAUCAAGAACAGGGCAGAAAAUUUGGGGGAAGUUCUUCGUGGCGACCGCAUUGAGAACUCUGUCUAUAGUUUUAUGAUGAGAGAGCCGCAAUCGUGUAAAGUGGCUUGUCGCGUGGAGCUCACUGAUGAGUACGCGAAGAACUUCAAGAAGAGGAUCAACGAUGAUUAUCGCGUUAACAUGAUCUUGGACAAUCUUCCUGUUGCAGUGCUUUGGCAAGUUAAGAGUGGGAAUUACAGGAAGAUUUAUGAGAGAGGUGUUAGAGUUGGUUUCAAGGGGAAAUUUGCCGGUAGCAAUGAGCAUAGGUAUUUCAUCUACAACCAUCUCAGCUUCAAAGUUAAGUAUCAUCCUGAUCCGGAUGCUCAAACGUAUCGCGUUGUUGGCUUUGAGGUCACUCCUCUGAGUAUCAACCACCGUUACAAGAAGUGGAAGGAGAACGAUACGAAGCUAGCAACGUGCAAGCAAAGUGGCCAAGCGUUACUCGAACAAGGUCUGCUUCCUCAGGAGAUUGAUGUAGGGAAGGAAGUUGUGUUCACUUAUGAUGUCUCUUUUGAGGCUAGUGACAUCAGAUGGGCAUCGAGAUGGGACACGUAUCUCCUCUCGAACAACGAUCAGAUCCAUUGGUUCUCCAUCAUCAACUCGUUGAUGAUCGUCCUGUUCCUCUCGGGGAUGGUUGCCAUGAUCAUGAUCCGGACGCUCUACAGAGACAUCGCGAAGUACAACCAGCUCGAUCAAGAGGAGGUCCAGGAGGAGACGGGGUGGAAGCUGGUCCACGGAGACGUCUUCAGGCCACCUAGCAAUCAGGCCUUGCUGUGUGUCUACGUUGGCACGGGGGUUCAGAUCUUUGGGAUGACAUUUGUGACCAUGAUAUUCGCGUUGCUUGGCUUCCUCUCGCCUUCCAACCGUGGAGGGCUGAUGACAGCCAUGGUCUUCGUUUGGGUGUUCAUGGGGCUGUUCGCGGGCUACUCCUCUGCCUACUUGUAUAAAACGUUUAAUGGCGCGGAUUGGAAGAGGAUGUCGUUGAAGACAGCGGUCAUGUUCCCCUGUUUCGUGUUCAUCGUAUUCUUGGUGCUAAAUGGCCUAAUCUGGGGCGAGAGGUCGUCCGGUGCUGUCCCCUUUGGGACGAUGUUUGCCCUUGUCGUGCUGUGGUUUGGCAUAUCAGUGCCUUUAGUGUUCUUGGGCAGCUUCAUCGGGUUCAGGACCCGUGUGCCAGAGGAUCCCGUGAAGACGAACAAGAUCCCUAGGCCGAUCCCCCCACAGCCGUGGUACAUCCACCCGCUGUUUGCCAUGCUGUUUGGUGGGAUCCUUCCCUAUGGCGCGGUCUUCGUGGAGCUCUUCUUCAUCUUGACGUCCGUGUGGCUCAACCAGUUCUACUACAUCUUCGGCUUCCUCUUUCUCGUCUUCGUGAUUCUGAUGGUGACGUGUGCUCAGAUCACCGUCGUGUUAUGCUACUUUCAGCUGUGUAACGAGGACUACCGGUGGUGGUGGAGGUCCUACUUGACCUCCGGAUCAUCGGCUAUCUAUCUCUUCUUGUAUGCCAUCUUCUACUUCUGCACGAAGCUCGAGAUCACGAAGGUGGUCUCGGCCAUUCUCUACUUCGGGUACAUGUUCGUGAUUGCUUAUGCUUUCUUCAUCCUCACCGGGACAAUUGGCUUUUGCACGUGCUUCUGGUUCGUUCGCAAGAUCUACUCGUCGGUUAAGAUCGACUAGGGAGGGUCGUUUGGCUUUCUUGCCAGCGUAGAGUUGGUAGAGUGACGAUCUCAUGUAAGCCAGUUACUCCAAUGCUCUCACUCUGUGUUCUUAGGGAAACUGAUUAAGAAAGGCUUUGAUUGAUAAUAAUUUUA